Molecule: messenger RNA, 1976 nt
Organism: Engraulis encrasicolus (European anchovy)
Lineage: Eukaryota; Metazoa; Chordata; Actinopteri; Clupeiformes; Engraulidae
Exons: 6
Coding region: 58-1863 (601 amino acids)
Source: RefSeq, a predicted model, not a curated record
GUGGUUUGUGCAUUUUUUGAGCGCACCACCGCCAACAGCACUUGACCGGUCGAAAGGAUGGACUCGGGAAGUCCACCGCGCCAUGUCCAAUGGGGUUCUUAUGUGGAUGAAGAGGAGGUGGAGUAUGAAGAGGAGGGGGAGGGGGAGGAGGAGGAGGAGGAGGAGAAUGAUGGCUUUGUUGGGGAGUCUGAAGGGUAUGAAGAAGAGGAAGAGGUGUGUGUGGAAGGGGAUGACGAGUUUGACGAGGAAGAAAGUGAAGUGCUGGAAAUGGAGGAACAGGAACAGGAACAGGAACAGGAACAGGAAACCGGCAAGGCUGAAGAGGCAGGCCAAACAUCCCGUCCCGUGGGCCAAUUCUCAUUUCUUAGCCGUAAACUGUCCGUUUGGGACACCAGCAAGUACAUCAGUAAGUGGAAGCUGGCUCACAUAUUACAAUACCACCUGAAGACCUUCUGCAACGACGAGACCCACCGCAAGUUUGUCGCCCAACAGGAGAGGGACUGCAAAUCCAGUGUUCCACUUCCCAUUGUGUGCAUGAUGGAAAAAGAAGCUCUAAGCAUUUUGGAGAAGACAGAGAGGACAUACAGAUCCAGGUUCGGGGCCAACCACCAGCUGACCAAAGACGUGCAGGAGCGCAUCAGUGCGCUAAGGACCCGCCUGGCUGCCCGGUACGGCAGCGCCCCUCCCUGCGCAGCCUCCGCCUGGCAGAGCUUCCUCCUGGACUGGUUCCCCUGGCUCUCCACCUGGCUGAGGAAACUGCAACACUACAGAUACUUAGCGCAAAAGAAAAAGAGGGAGAGAAAGAAGAAAUGGAGGAUGCAGGUCGGUGGAGGAGAGAAUGUGGACGGGGCUCCUGAUGUUCCACUGGAGGAUGAAGAAGAAGAGGAGGAGGAGGAGAACGACGGAAUGAUGGAUUCCAUGAAAGGGUGGGUGGUGGACACUGUGAGGAGGGUGUCCGUCUACUCCGGACUGAUCCCCGAUGAUGAGGAAGAAAAAGAUCCGGACGCCACCGCCAAAACAGAAGAGCGGCGUGGAUGGCGCCAGUGGAUGGGAGACGUCCUGAAGAGAGCGUCCGAUGCGGUUGUAGGCCAGCAGCCACACGGACAAGGAGAGCAUCUGGCCGAUGGAACAGAGGAACCGCGUGGAUGGCGCCAGUGGAUGGGAGGCCUUCUCAAGAGGGCAUCUGAUGCUGUCGAGGGCAGCAAGCGUGGUGGAGAGGAUGACAACAAGCUCAAGAAACCAGCAGAGAAACCGGAAGGAGAAGGGGAAAAGCUUCAGCUGCCAACCCAGGGCCAAGGAGAGGAGCCUCCCCACGUAGACGUGCAGGAGACUGAGGAAGGGCAGCCUCGCCCGUCUGGUUGGAACCAGCAGCUGAGGAACAUGGUCAGUUCAACAUUGCCCACUAAUAUCGGGACUCACCAGGCUGAAUGGAGCCAGAGAGUGAGGAACACCAUCAGGCGUCUAUCGGACGGUGCUUCGGCCACGCAUGAACACGAGACGAUUCCCAGUGAGCAGCUGCCUGGUGAGGAGGAACAGCAGCAGCAGCAGCAACAGAGGCAGGCAGGCUGGGGCCAGAGGCUGAGGAACAUGGUCCAGCUGCCUGGAGGACGUGCAUCAGUCACACCUGAAGAUGAGAUGAUUCCCAUGGACCAGCUGCAGAGUGACAGUGAGGGGCAGCAGCAACAGCAGCAGCAGAGGCAGCAGCCGUCUCGGCCACGCUGGGAGCAGCGGCUGGCCGCCCUGAGGGGACAGAGAGCCACACCACAGGAAGGGGACAUGGAGAGUGAUGACCAGGAGGAGCCGGGUGACAACCAGGUGCCACCCCAACCCAGUCAGUCACAGCAGCAACACCACGAUGUGUAAACUUGCAUCUGUGUUUGGGGAUUUGCUUGGGACUGGGAGAUGAGAUUUUUGUUGCAAUAUUAGAUGGCAAGGACGUUUUUUCUGUGGCAAAUAAAUUCUACGUCAAAAUGUAA